CUCACCCAAUACGCCCUCUAGCCACGCCCACCCACUCCCUCCUCGCGCCGCCGCCAGCUCUUCUGUAUAGGCCGGCCGGCCUGUUUCAAGGCGAGGGCCUGGCUCGUGCGGCUCUCGCGCCGCCCUGGCUCCUCCCCUUUCCCCGCCUCCCUUUCCGCCAGGCCGGCCGCCCUGCUCUCUCAGAGGCUUAAGCCUGCUUUGGGUUCCUUCCUCAGUGGGUGUCAGCCUAGGCCUCGCCGGGCCCCGCCCCUCCUCCUCCUCCACCCCCGGCGCCCUCUCUCUCCUCUCGCCCCCUCCCUCUUCCAGCUCCCAGUUGUCAAUCAGGCGCUGGCGCUGAGGCCAGGCGGCGACGGCGGGAGGAGAGACGGGCACCUACGCCACAGCCCAGCGGCGGCCAUUCGUGGAAAAAUAGGCCGGCCUGCUCCUCCCAGCUCCGGCAGCGACCGGCCUUCUCGCCGCCGCUACACCCCCAGCACCCCGCCCUCCGUCCCUCCCCUCCUCCUCCUCGAGCCGCGCCUCAGCGGGCGUUAAUGCGGGAUGAGCGGUACGUAGCCCCCCUCCGCCCCUUCCCUCCCCCGCCGACGCCCCCGCGCGCCUUCCCGCUUCCCCGUCCCCUCUGGGUCCCUCUGUCUCCCCCGGUCUAUCCCUCCCUCUGCCCCUCCUUCUUCCAUCCCCCCUUUCCUUCCCGGCCCUCCCUCCCCGUGCACAUCCAUCCCUCCUUCGUUUCUGUUUCCUCCCAUUUUCCCCUCCCUUGCGCCUCCCUCCUCCUGCCCCUAAAGCAUCCUGGGCCACUCAGUAGCCGUAGAUGCUUUAGGGGCAGGAGGAGGAGGAGGGCUGUGGGUGGUUUUCCGCCGCCACCACCACCCCCCACCCGGCCCGCCUUACAGUCUCCGAGAGCAAGAAACCAAUCAAGCCUCCCCUUUUUUUCUGGGUGUUCGCACGCCAGCCCCCCGUGGGCCGGGUUUCCCAAACCACGUUUUAUUUUAUUUUUAUUUUUUAGGACUCCCUUUUCUGCAGUAAUAAUAAUAUGGGACUGAGUUAAGAAUGGAGGGCUGGCGAGAAUGUCCUGACAGAUUUGCUCCUGGUUGCAGAUUCAAAGUGAACAGCUGUGUCUAAUGGGUUGUGUGUUUGUUUUGUCUUUUGGUAGAUCAAAAGAAGGAGGAAGCUAUGCCCUCAGAGGGAGAGAAAUCUCCUGAGGCUGAAAACAACAACAAUAAGAAAAGCAAAACUGGAGCCUCCCAGGUAAAACAUAGAGGGAAGCGAAGCAAGGCUUAAUUACUUUCAGUUCAUUUCAAGGGAUACUGCCUUGUGGCUUAUAGGAUGGGUACAAGUCUUUAUGGCCUAGACAUGUUUGGGGAAGGGGCAAGUUUUCUUGGAUUUACUCCAGAUGUUUGUGGGGGGGUAUGAAACCUUUGGCUGGAUAAGCUAUUCAUCAUCAUUUGUUCAGUUGUCAUGUUUUCUAGCAUUCUUUAAUACUCAGGAUACUGCUUUUUAGUUUGCAAGUACUAUUUAUCUCCUAAUACACUAUGUCUCUGUUAGGAUUCUCAGCCUUCUCCUCUGGCUCUGCUGGCAGCAACUUGCAGCAAAAUAGGGACUCCUGGUGAGAAUCAAGCAACUGGACAGCAGCUUAUUAUAGAUCCAAGCCAAGGUUUGGUGCAACUUCAAAAUCAGCCACAACAGUUAGAAUUAGUAACGACUCAGCUUGCUGGAAAUGCUUGGCAGCUUGUUGCGGCUGCUGCUGCUCCUCCUACUUCAAAAGAGAACAACAUCCAACAGGCACCUUCUGUUGCUUCUAGUGCAGCAAGUCCCUCCAGUAGUAACAACGGAAAUGCAUCCCCUUCAAAGACGAAGACAAGCAAUUCCUCUACGGCAACUCCAGGACAGUUUCAAGUCAUACAAGUACAGAAUCCAGGAGGUACUGUUCAGUAUCAAGUGAUUCCACAGAUUCAAACGACAGAAGGUCAACAAAUUCAGAUCAAUCCUGCUACUACUACAACUCUACAAGAUUUACAGGGUCAAAUCCAGCUCAUCCCUGCAGGAAAUAAUCAAGCUAUUCUUACAGCUACAAAUAGGACAGCUUCUGGGAAUAUUAUUGCUCAGAACUUGGCAAAUCAAACAGUGCCGGUCCAGAUUAGGCCUGGUGUUUCUAUUCCAUUGCAGCUGCCUAUUGCCGGCACUCAGGCACAAGUUGUAACUUCAUUGCCUAUAAACAUUGGGGGAGUGACUCUAGCAUUACCUGUAAUAAAUGUUGCUGCUAGCGGUAGUACUGGACAGGUUACACAGUCCAGUGAUAGUGGAGUUUCCAAUGGAAAUCAGCUACUGUCCACACCUGUCACAACCGCUGCUGUUAGUACUAUGCCAGAUUCUCCUUCUUCCACUUGCACAACUACUGCCUCCACUUCGCUUACAAGCAGUGAAACUUUAGUAAGUACAGCAGAAACAGGCCGGUAUGCAAACACAGCAACAAGUUCUGAGUCUAGUACUGAAGAACCUCAAACAGCCACAUCAGAAACAGAGACUCAGAACUCUAGUCAGUCUAAUGGAUUGCAAAACGUGCAGGAUCAGACAAACUCACUGCAGCAGGUGCAAAUAGUAGGUCAGCCUAUUCUGCAGCAGAUACAGAUCCAGCAGCCACAGCAGCAGAUCAUUCAGGCUAUUUCUCCACAGUCUUUUCAGCUCCAGUCGGGACAAACUAUUCAGACAAUUCAGCAGCAGCCUUUGCAAAAUGUUCAGUUACAAGCAGUGAGUCCAACUCAAGUUCUCAUAAGAGCACCAACUUUAACCCCAUCAGGACAGAUCAGCUGGCACACAGUACAGGUCCAAAAUCUUCAAAGCCUUUCAAAUCUUCAAGUACAAAAUGCUGGAUUGCCCCAGCAACUAACCAUUACCCCUGUAUCUUCAAGUGGUGGUACUAUAGCUCAAAUUGCACCAGUAGCUGUUGCUGGUACACCAAUAACGCUAAAUGCUGCCCAGAUUGCUUCAGUGCCUAAUCUUCAAACAGUAAGUGUAGCCAACUUGGGUGCUGCAGGUGUUCAAGUGCAAGGAGUUCCAGUCACCAUUACAAGUGUUGCUGGUAAGUGCUGUUAAGAAUAUCCUUUAGUGAUGGUAUUGGUGUAAUGAUAAUAUUUAACUAUGAUAUGGGCAUUUCUGCUUUUAAGUCUCAAUAGCAAAAUAGUAGAUUACCGUAUUUUUUGCACCAUAACACUCACUUUUUUCCUCCUAGAAAGUAAGGGGAAAUGUCUGUGCGUGUUAUGGAGGGAAUGCCUACGGGUGGCAUGCCUACGGAUUUUCCUCCUCUAAAAACUACGUGCGUGUUAUGGUCGGGUGCGUGUUAUAGAGCGAAAAAUACGGUAUAUAUGCUCAACAUUAACAAUGCCUACAAAAUACUGAUUCCUUUUUGCUUGCACUAAAUUGACUGCUGGAACAGAGGGUUCCUGGACCAUCAAGAAUGUGUUUUUGGGUGAUGCAAGAGCCUGGGUUGGAAAUGGGGAAGCCCCAGUGUCCCAGUGUAAAAAGUCCUAGUAUGUGUGUGGAGAACACAAGUGGCACCUUGAGUUUCAGUUAUACGGUAUAAGAAACAGCUUACAGUUUGCACUACUCAAAGUUACAUUGGCUUGUGCUCAACUUUUGUCUUUUACCAACAGUUGUGGUUGGCAGCUCUAAUUAUUCUCAUUAUUUUAGCUGUCUCUUGUGAAUGGAUGAAUAAAUGUGUACACGGUUUAAGUCAUAAAUCACUACUUAAAAGUCUUGAUUACAAUGCCUAAGUUAGAAUGUCCUGCAACUAAAGAAUAAUUGAAUGUAUUAUUACCUGAAUUAAUAUGUACAAUGUGUGUGUUCAUCUAAUGUUGUUCUGAUUCUGUUCAGGAGCCUGGAAAUCACUAUGCAAACUGACUGCUUAUUUGAUUCUCCAAGGAAAAGUUGCAGAUCUUUUUUUAAACCAGCAAAACAGAAAUAUAAAUUAUCUUGUAAGAUGUAGAAACACAUGUGCAAGUUAAUGCCCUGUCAAAAUCAGUUGGAAUUGCAUACGAUACAACUUGUAUGUAGGAUCGUAGUGUCUGAAACUUCGUAGAAUUAGUUAAUUGUUCCUAGUGCAAGAAAAUUGCUAUGGCAAAUAAUAAUUCUACUAGUGAAUGAAAUGAAUUACAGUGGUACCUCGGGUUACAUAUGCUUCAGGUUACAUGCGCUUCAGGUUACACAUGCCGCUAACCCAGAAAUAGUGCUUCAGGUUAAGAACUUUGCUUCAGGAUAAGAACAGAAAUCGGGCUCCGGCGGCGCGGUGGCAGCAGGAGGCCCCAUUAGCUAAACUGGAGCUUCAGGUUAAGAACAGUUUCAGGUUAAGAACGGACCUCCGGAACGAAUUAAGUACGUAACCCGAGGUACCACUGUAAAAGUAUUUCUCGAAACCAUUAUCCCCACCCCACUCUUGAAUAAAGGAAUACUUAAAGAAUUGCUUAAAAGUAGCAUUUCUCUUCAAGUGUGUGAUACCUGAAAUAAACCCCAAAACUUGUUUCACUUUAAGGAUAUUCAGAGAUAAAGCUUGUUCCAUCCUUGCCUUUCCCUUCCCUUGCAUGCAGCAAAAACAAAAACAAAAAAACCAUUUGUGGUUUAUUGGCAAAUAUAGCUGGUCAUGUUGGCAUAAUUAGUCAGGUUACAAUUUGGAAGCUUAUGCAGGGUUAUGAGGGAGAGGCAAGGGAAGGAGGUAGUGCGUAAGCCCAAAGCUCAUGCAAUGGCUUACCAUUGUGUUUCAGUCGUCCCAAUCUAUGUCUAGCAUUUUCCAUAUAACUUGAGUUUUCAUCUGGAGGUUGGGCUCAAUUUUGAUAUGUGUCCUGGAGACUUAAGUAUAUGUUGCGUUCUGACAGGAUGUAGCUGUCAUGUUCUGCUGAAUUUUAUAAAGGGAAGACGAAUAAGUGGUAGUAGAUACUGAAUUGUUUACUUUUAUUUCUCACUGAACCUCCUCCCGAGAUGUUUGUCUUCUGAUGGGCAGGAAUGUAAUUGGGAGGAAAUGUUUUGGGGAUACAUUUAUUUUAAAGGAGCCCCUUUUACUUUCCUAUGCUUUUCAACAGCAUCACUGAAUAACCGCAUCCCUGUUUUAUAGGAAUGUGGCAGCAACCCAUAUUCUGCUUCUGUCAUGUCUAGCUUGCCCCACAAGCUGGAGAAUCUUUGAAAACUGAUCUCUUGCUUUCACCUUAAUUUAUUGGUUGUAUGGAUUUGAUGCCUUGCUGAAUAUGUAUGGUGUGCAUUAUAUAAUACUUAAUAUUUUAUUUACAAUCACAAACCUGGCUCUGCUGUUUCCAGGGCUUUUGCUUUGGCAUAACUGUGCACCAUAACAGUAAGUGAAAAGUAACUGUCUUGAUGUAUGAAGAGAGAAUUGUAGACAAGUUGUACAGAGAUUGUAUAAACAGCUGUUUCCUCCCCGCAGAACUUCAAUAAAACAUUACAAACUUGGUUCUAUAUAAGUUCAUUUGUAGACAUAAGCUGUAAAUUGCAUCCUGGUGUGCCAUGUUGGGACUCCUGGUGUGUAGCUUCAGCGGACCAGGCCUCUUUCAGUACACAUAUUGGUGAUUGCUGCCAGUUCCUUUACUGUCAGCAAUAACUUUCCACUACUUCUCUCUCCCCCCCCCCUUUACUCCCUUGCUAAAACCAUGUAGAUUUAGUCAGAAGUAACAACCUUGGUCUCUCACAUACUUCAUUUUUAAACCAUGGUGGGACCAGUGUUACUGGUUUAGUAAGAGAUGCCCACCUGUAGAAUAAACAUAAGAAGAGCCUGUAGGAUCAGUUCAGCAGCCCAUUUAGUCCAGCAUCCUGUUUUUAGAGUGGGUUUGAAAGUGUCUCUUGAACAUAGAAGAACAUGGAUCCCUUCCAGUCGGGAUUCAGGCCUCAUCAUGGGACUGAAACUGCCUUGGUUGCACUGGUUGAUGAUCUCCGGCGGGCUAGGGACAAAGGUGAGAGCUGCUUCCUAGUUCUGCUGGAUCUCUCAGCGGCGUUUGAUACCAUCGACCAUAACAUCCUUCUGGACCGUCUUGAGGGGCUGGGAGCUGGGGGCACUGUCAUACAGUGGUUCCGCUCCUUCCUCCUGGGCCGUGUUCAGAAAGUGGUGGUGGGGGAUGAGUGUUCAGACCCCUGGGCUCUCACUUGUGGGGUGCCUCAGGGUUCUGUCCUCUCUCCCAUGCUUUUCAAUAUUUACAUGCAGUAGCUGGGAGAGAUCAUCAGGAGGUUUGGGCUGGGUGUUCAUCAGUAUGCGGAUGAUACCCAGCUCUACCUCUCUUUUAAAUCAGAACCAGUGAAGGCGGUGAAGGUCCUGUGUGAGUGUCUGGAGGCGGUUGGUGGAUGGAUGGCGGCUAACAGAUUGAGAUUGAAUCCUGACAAGACAGAAGUACUGUUUUUGGGGGACAGGAGGCAGGCAGGUGUGGAGGAUUCCCUGGUCCUGAGUGGGGUAACUGUGCCCCUGAAGGACCAGGUGCGCAGCCUGGGAGUCAUUUUGGACUCCCAGCUGUCCAUGGAGGCACAGGUCAAAUCUGUGUCCAGGGCAGCUGUUUACCAGCUCCAUCUGGUACGUAGGCUGAGACCCUAUCUGCCUGCGGACUGUCUCGCCAGAGUGGUGCAUGCUCUGGUUAUCUCCCGCUAGACUACUGCAAUGCACUCUACGUGGGGCUACCUUUGAAGGUGACUCGGAAACUACAACUAAUCCAGAAUGCGGCAGCUAGACUGGUGACUGGGGGCGGCCGCCAAGACCACAUAACACCGGUCUUGAAAGACCUACAUUGGCUCCCAGUACGUUUCCGAGCACAAUUCAAAGUGCUGGUGUUGACCUUUAAAGCCCUAAACGGCCUCGGCCCAGUAUACCUGAAGGAGCGUCUCCACCCCCAUCGUUCUGCCCGGACGCUGAGGUCCAGCGCCGAGGGCCUUCUGGCGGUUCCCUCAUUGCGAGAAGCAAAGCUACAGGGAACCAGGCAGAGGGUCUUCUCGGUAGUUGCGCCCGCCCUGUGGAACGCCCUUCCAGCAGAUGUCAAAGCGAUAAACAACUACCUGACAUUCAGAAGACAUCUUAAGGCAGCCCUGUUCAGGGAAGUUUUUAACGUGUGAUAUUUUACUGUAUUCUUGGUUUCUAUGGAAGCCGCCCAGAGUGGCUGGGGAGGCCCAGCCAGAUGGGCGGGGUAUAAAUAAUAAAUUAUUAUUAUUAUUAUUAUUAUUAUUAUUAUUAUCUAGUAAGCGGCCUCUUUUUUGGACAUAAUGACCAUUAUUGUGUUACAGCAUUUCCAUCUUGCCUAGAUAACAUAGGAAGUAGCAAGGUGGCAGUAGAUACUAAUCUCUUAAGGACUCCAUUUAUUACUCUUCAGUAGUGUACAUCAUAUUUAUUAAUGGUGAGGAGUAAGCAACUUUAUGAAUAAGGAUUCCUUAUAUAUUAUGGCCACCAGCCAACACACAUGGCUGGUGGCCAUAAUACAUAGUCCCAUCUUUCAAAUUCAUUACUACAGGGCAAGCACUAGAUAGUUUCAAGUCCUGCCUACACAUUGACAGAAUGAGGUGCUAGGAAGGAUUGUGCAAGUGAAUAACUUUGGUUAAAAUUACCAUAAUAGCUUUACCAAAAAACAAACAAACCCUAAACCUCUAUACAAAUAGAAAACUAGCACAACAGCAAGGAGGCUGGAUUAGAACUUUUCUCCCUAACAGACUAGCUUUCUAUUUGCAUAUGGCAGCAUUAACAAAACCUGGUAUCAUCCAACAGAAUCUGAAGCGAGUCAACUUUUACACCUUGUAAUUCUGCUACCUCAUUAUUCGUAUGUGUAGACGACACUCAAGACUAGCUGACCCCUCAUGGGCUUUCCCACUUUCUACUCACUUAAACUUUUCUUUAUUUUGUGUUUAAGUCCUCUGUUCAAAUUGCAAUGUGAUAUUACAUAUUAUAAUAGAAGGACUAAUUAUGGUUAAUUCAGUGGUGACACAAGCCACUUAAAGUGGUGAAAGUGAUCCAGAAUCAUCUCCUUAUGAAGGGCAAAUCUUCAACUGGAAAUUAUUUGAAACUAAAAGAGAAUUAGCUGAAAGUUGUAGCUAAUUCCCAUGUUUAGCACAGGCGUUCUGUUUCAGAAAAUGACCUUUGUUUAGCUAUUAUCUGUUUACCCAAUUUUAAUUCCCCUUUCCUCAUAUACAUUUCCUGUGCUUUAAGUGUGGAACUUCAGAAAAUUUAAGCAAUCACUGAUGCAAGCAAAUAUCAAAGUUUUAAUCACCACCUUUUAUUACAAAUAUCACUAGGUCUAUACGUGUAUGUUUAACAAGGUUUUCUACUUUGUGCUUAGUAUUUCAGUCCUGAAAGGUUCAUUUUCACUGAUUCAUAUAACUGGGCAUCAGCUUACUUAUGAUUAUUCAUAAACAGAGUACAUAGUAGCUCUACUACUAUUGUUGCUCUAAUUUAAACUUUAAGUCUGUUAAGGAGCUUGUUCUUUCUAUAUAGAUUAAGACAGGACUGUUUCAUUGUUACAUGUUAAUGUUUGUAUAGAUUCUUUUUGUCUGGUUGCUUGCCUUCUGUAACCUAUACUGUUGUCUGAGUUGGAUGACUAUCUUUCUGCCUAUGUACUGAGAAGAAGAGUUACCAUGUAGCUAUUCUUCUGUAAGAAACGUGGAAAACAAGGGGCCUUGGAAUAGUGAAAAGCGCUAAACAUAUAACUUUUAAAAAACAAGCCAUUAAAAAUCUUAUCUGUCUCAGUUUAGAGCCCCAGACUAUAGAACCUAAUUAUUUCAUGUGAGCUCCAUUGACCCUGAGCUGGUUCGCAUUAUAUUGUAAGCCAAACUAUGGUUUACCAAGACUGUAUGGGCUUCUGGAGAGGAGCAUGUUGCCACUUAGCUCCUCCCUGGUCUUUUUUACUGCUGCAGUAAACCAAGGUUUGGCUUAGCAUGUCAUCCAUACUGGAAUGAGUGGUUUUGCUCUCUCCUCACCAUGAGUUGUCACCACACCUUGGUUACAGCUCAUGGUUAGCUUAACCAUGAGUUCCAGUUCAGAUGACCUUGGCUUAGCUCAGUGUGGUGUUACAGUGAAAAACAAAGUUGGAAAUUAUUCUGUGCAAGACUGCUUUUUUAUUUGGUCUCAGUAAGCCAUAGUUUAUUUGCCAUGCUAUUAUCCACACUAAAAAUUCAUUAGCUUUGUACACAGGCACAAAUGCUUGACUUCAAAUUUCUCCCCUUCUUUUUUUCCCUUCCAAAAAUAGUAGCUGUGACAGACCAUAGCAGAAAUAGCAGAAGUUUGCUCUCCUGUGUCAAAGAUACAGCUAGCACUAAAGUUCAGCUACUAUAGGUUAAACUUACAAUCUUUGGGAAACAUUGAGCUCAUAAAUAAAGCUCAUAUCACUGAGGCACUUCUAAAACAGACUGUCUACUGUGUUUAAUAACACAGGCUUUAAAGGCAAUCCCUUGCUACUAUUUAUUAUCCAAGCAGUUACCUAGCUCAUUGAAGCAUUGUUGCUUUCACUGAAGAUAUGUGCACAGUUGGGUUGUACACCAGAACUGGACUUGCUACUGCUGGUUUUCAAUAUUGUAUUUAUACUUCGGGUCACAGCUCAAAUUCUUUAAAUCAGACAUUUUAGCUUGCAGUUGGAAAAAUGUUACAGCUCCAAGUACUCCUUGGCCAAUUAGAUUUUAUUCUUUUCCCAAUGUUUCAUCAAAAAGGCUUUUCAUUUCAGAGCUCUGAGCCUCUGUAAAAGAAUUCCAAAUAGUUUGUAUCCAACCAGGCUGAGUCAAGGGAUGGGUAGACUUGGUAUUGUCAGGUUAUAAAUCUUCAACUGUAGCAUGGGAGCAGCUUUUACAGAUGAGACAUGGUCUCUUGAGUCUCAGCAGUAGGAUAAUAAAUUGUCUCAACAGUACUGGUGCUGUGUUAGAACACUGAAAUGCCAGAUGAGCUGAACAGUUCAAUUACCAGUUUAAUUACACUUUACUUGGAGAAAGGUGCUUACCUUGGUGCCAUAUCUGGUAUACAUUUUGACUUUAGGGGAUACACUUUUCACCAAGUCUUAUAAUGCAUCACUUAAUAUUGACAGAGUAAAGGGCUGCACUAACACACAAUGCUAACUAAAAAAUGUAUGAAUGACUUUAUUAAAAGGUUGGAAUUGUGGCCUGGCCCCACUUUCACACAUUUCCUCAUGUGUUCCAAGUUGUCUGUACAUAAGGCAACUUGCAUAGGGUUCUGAUCACAUCUUUACCUAGAGAGAAUUAUGGUUAAUUUAUACCACUUUUUGACCCAAAGGCUGCAAAGUGGUGAACAGCAUAUUAAUACAAAAUAAACACUAAAAGUAUAAUAAAUCUAUCAUCAAAACAAUGUAAAAAAGCAAAAUCAAGAUACACCCAUACAUCACACUGUAUAUGCGUUAGGAAUGCCAGUUAACCCUGUGGCAAAGAAACAGAAAAAUCAGCAAUCAAGGCACCUCUUAUCUCACACCAAGUGUGUAUAACCCUCCUGUCUCACUCAGGGUGUGGGACUGGACAAGUUACACCAACAGGCUUUCACCCUGGGCCAGAAACCACUACUCUCUCCCACUGUAGUUAACUAGUCAGUAGACAAAAUACUUAUCAGCUGAGUGUUAAUAAUAACCAGAGCCUGGAGGAAAAAAAAGACUUGCCAUAUAAUACUUGUUCCCCUCCUGUCUCCUAUGGGGAGCGGGCAAGAUCCCACAACAGCAGGUGCUCACUGUGAAGCAUCACAACUUCCUUCUCUCUCUGCUACUGUCCCCAGAAACAGGUAAUAAACACUCCACUGUUACAUAAGACCCUAGCUUUGAAAAAGCACCAGAUCAACAAACUCAAAAAGGAGGUGCUGCCAUCACCUUUAGUAUCAUCUUUUCAGGGUUGUCCGGAAAAGGGUGGCCUGCCACACUGAAUACUGAGGGGCCCAGUCUUUGGAAAGAGCCACAGCUGCCCAAAUCUUCCUUGUUUCCGUCCCAGCAAGCUGGGCUUUGUUGCAGCGUGUUUUUCAGCUAGGCAAGCAAGGUUACCAGGAGUGGGCAGGGGGUAGAGUAAUGUUAUAAAUAGAGGCCACACCCAUAAGGGUGAAUGUGCCUAGGCACCGGUGCAGAUGAGAUUUCAAAAGUAGGCUGGUAGUGGGGCCAGUCAGUGCCACUUUCUUCUGUACAGAAUGAAUGUCUUCACAGAAUCAGUUGCUCUUUCAGUUUAUGCCUGUCUUAGGGGAAUCUCAAGAUCUGCCUUGUGAAACAGAUGGCACUAGCUCUAGGUGGUUUCUGGUUUCAGUAUGAAUUAUCAGUGCAGGCACUGAAUUCACUUGGAAAUGAAAACAGAAACAUCCUCGAGUAUCGAAUGCAAGAGCAAAAAUUGACCUGGCUUCUCUUUACUCUCCAAGUAUUGUAUUUCAUGUGCAAAAUGUCAGCAUCAAUAUGAACAAUACCUGUCAUUUCCCAUGAAAAUUGAAUGCUGGAAAGUUUUUAGUCGAUCCUGUUCUGAACAGAUGGAACCAAUCAGAGAUUUGGUGACAGAGUAUGCAUCUGUGGGCAGCACCCAUCACCCAUAUUCUUUCAUGUUAGCUUAAUGUAAUGUAAGCUUGGAGCCAGUGUACUUUAAUAAUGAUAAUAACAAUAAUAACAAUAUUUACUAUGACUUUUAUUUUAUUUGUACCCUGCCCAUCUUACUGGGCUGAAGGAUCACCUUACAUUAUAUAUGCCCACUCAAUUCCUUUGAUUUGCAAGUGCCACAUAAUGUUCUUUCCAUAUUUCCAAGGAAUCAGUCCUUCAGUGUGGUAGCACCUAUUGUCAUGGACAUUAGGCAGGUGCCUGCUAAAAACUGUUUUGUUUAAGCAAGCCUAUACUAUCAAGUUAGGUAAAUUUGACAUGUUUCUUAAUAUAUAAUUUUAUUUUAUAAUGUAAUUUUUAAAACUCCUUUUAUUUAUUUAUUGAAAAUUACAAGGUUAGCUUUUUAACAUGUGAUUUUAUUGCAAAUUUUAAUGUCUAUUUUAUGUAAACUGUUCAGAGGGUUAGAUGAUUAAGCUGUACAGUAUAUAAAUCCUAUUAAAGAAAGAACGAACUAGUUGAAGCCCUUACUAAAGAAAAUGAAAUACUGGAGAGUGAUGGAAACCUAAAUUUUCUAUUUCAAAGAACUAAUCAGUAUAUGACUUGGAAGGUGGUAUUUUUUCUUUUUUGCAGUAAAGGCCUUCAGUCUCAGAAAAGCAUUUUGAAACUAUUUUAGACAAUUGUGGUGGUGAUUUUAAUUCUUAAAUGUAUCAUUCUGAGUUAUAUCUCCCCUAUUUUUAAAUUUAUUUUUAAUGUUAACUUUUUAGUAAAAGCAAAUACAUAUAAUUUCAUAUAAGCUUUUAGAGAUUUAAGCUUUCAUGUGAAGUUUAAAUGUUUCUUUUCUUUUUUGAUAUGGUCUGCAGACUAAUUCAAUACAUGUUAUUGGUCAUUCAAGUUGUUUAGAACCACAUUGCCACUUACAGAAAAACAUGGACCUCUACAUUUGCUCUCGGGACAUGGGUGGCGCUGUGGGUAAAACCUCAGUGCCUAGGGGUUGCCGAUCGCAUGGUCAGCGGUUCGAAUCCCCGCGGCGGGGUGAGCUCCCGUCUUUCAGUCCCAGCUCCUGCCCACCUAGCAGUUCGAAAGCACCCCUAAGUGCAAGUAGAUAAAUAGGUACCGCUUUAUAGCGGGAAGGUAAACGGCGUUUCCGUGUGCUGCGCUGGUGCUGGCUCACCAGAGCAGCUUCGUCACGCUGGCCACGUGACCCGGAAGUGUCUCCGGACAGCCCUGGCCUCUUAAGUGAGAUGGGCGCACAACCCUAGAGUCGGACACGACUGGCCCGUACAGGCAGGGGUACCUUUACCUUUACCUUACAUUUGCUCUGGAGUUUUUGCAGGUGUUAUUCCCAGGGUGAAAAAUGUGGCAGUUAGGUUCAGAGAUAUAAAGGCCUGAAAUAAGCCUGGGGAAAUAGUGGGUGUGUGUGUAAAAAUUGGGUUUUCUGCUUUUCUGUUCACCUUUUUGUAAAUUAUGUUAUUUGUAUGGUAAAUGUAUAUGUAUAUAUGUCAUUCUGCUGGCGUGUUGUAAUGUGCUAUUUGAUUGCUGAUCAUCUUGAAAGUGGUGUGGGUUUCAAUUUCAAAAGGAAGGGCCAGAUAUACUAUGGGGUUGUGUUUGGUUUUUUUAAAAAAAGGAAACCAAAAUUGAUAGACAACUGAGUUUGGGAAAUAUCUUAUAUAUUGGGUAAUAACUUUUCAAAGUAAAGUGAAUAGAAGAUUUAGUACUACUGUAUUUAAACUUGUGCUUUUGUAAGAACUCAGGGUAGGCAACAUCAGUUUACAAAUAAAUCAGUUGUUUGAAUUCAAAAUAUAUGCUUCAAAACACAUGCUUAGUGACAUAGCUCUAGCCAUCUAAAUCCAGUCCAAUAGAAAAGCCUUCUACCAUGUCCAACAUCAGUUGACCAUGAUUUUUGAAUAGACAAUGCUGUGUAUUCAAUCUGAUACUGAGUGUGUUCAGCUUUCAAAGCUUCUUAGUUAGGUCUGUCAGCCCUGUGUGACUUAUUCACAGUAAAAGUUAGCAUCCAUCUAUAUGGUUUGUUUUGAGGAAAGGAUUGACCCAGGUACAAGAGUAAUCUUGUUCUCUUAAACAUAUUUCCUUCAACAUAAAUUCCACUAAAAUAGUAAUUAAUUUCAAGUGAUCAGGGAUCAGGCAGAUUGAGAAAACAGGUUUUUAACAACUUUUUAAAAUGAGGGUGAAAGGAUUCUCUCUUGUCUGUUCAGCCCAAAUUGAAGCCUUCUGAUUCCAGCCUGGUUUGCAGUUGCAAAAUUUGCUCCAGCUUUCUAAAUUGAUCUUCACCAUCAAACCAUAUAUCUUUCAUGUAAUCCCAUACUAAGCUUUGUACCCAAGACAUAUUUCUUUGAGCAUGCCAUGGUCUUAAAGGAUCAUAAAUACUCACCUGAGAGUGAAGUAAUCUCUAGAUGAUCCAUUUUAAACCAAGGACUGUUUCAUAAAUUAUUUGAGGACUCCCCUGCCUUGUCUUCCAAGAAAAAUACUUCUCAGUCAGUCUUGCUCACUAGAAAUAUAAAAAAAGAAACUAGAAUGAUGAGUCUUCCUUCCUCCAACAGAGCACUGGUGAUGACAAAAAAUGAGCCUUUUUUCAGAAUAAGAACAAUUGUACCUUUCCUUUCACAGCAAGAGGCUUUUGGAACAGUGCCCUCACUUUAGGUCUAUUCUGUUUUGCUGUAUUUUCAACAUAAUUCUCUGCCAAACCUACCUGUGAUUGACUAAACUGAACCAGCCCACCAGUAGUGCCGAUAAAAGUCCCCCCUCCCCAUAUGUUGCAAGUCUUGAGUCUGAAAAAUUAGGGGGAGCUGACAAGCACCUGUUAAUUCACAAUAUGUGGCUCAUGGGCCAUAUUCAGUGAAGCAUGCCUUAAGUUGUGCAGGCAUAUUCUGUAUUGACUACAACCAACCUUAGUGACCCAUUUCUUCAAAGUAUCCAUUAAUGUUGAUUUUCACAUGUCAUUCUGAUGAUCAGUCACCAAGUUUGGAGAGAUUCUUCUGGAGUUCUGUUGCAGCCUGCUCUGGAUUUAAUCAUCUUGAAUGCUUUAGUUUUAGCUGAAGCCUCUGGGUAUAGGGUGGUACAGUGGUACCUUGAGUUACAAACGCCUCAGGUUACAAAUGGUUCAGGUUACAAACUCCGCUAACCUUGAAGAGUUACUGCGAGUUGAGAACUUUGCCCCAGGAUGAGAACGGAAAUCGUGUGCUGGCAGCGUAGCGGCAGCAAGAGGCCCCAUUAGCAAAAGCACGCCUCUAGUUAAGAACAGUUUCAGGUUAAGAACAGACCUCCAGAACGAAUUAAGUUCGUAACUAGAGGUACCACUGUAUAUGAAUUCAAUAAAUAAUAAUAAUGAUGAUACCUGCAUAGUUGGCUGUACCAUUUCCCACCUGUUUAUCCAGAUCAUUUACGAAUACGUUUUAGUACAGUGAUACCUUGGGUUACAUACGCUACAGGUUACAUACGCUUCAGGUUACAGACUCCGCUAACCCAGAAAUAGUGCUUCAGGUUAAGAACUUUGCUUCAGGAUGAGAACAGAAAUCGUGCUCCAGCGGCGCAGCAGCAGCAGGAGGCCCCAUUAGCGAAAGUGGUGCUUCAGGUUAAGAACAGUUUCAGGUUAAGUACGGACCUCCGGAACGAAUUAAGUACUUAACCCGAGGUACCACUGUAAUGGGUUUUACUUGCGUCUUGCUUGUGAAAUUAAAACACAGUUCCAUUAGGAAGAUCAAAGGAAAAUGAGUUAUUUUGGAGAACAGUGACUUUAGCAGUACAGUCGUACCUUGGUUUUUGAACAGAAUGCGUUACAGGAGUGCAUUCAAAAACUAAGGUGUGGCUGCACCAGAUGUUCGGCUUCCGAAAAUCGUUAGAAAACCGGAACACUAACUUCUGGGUUUUGAUCGUUCAGGAGCCGAUUUGUUUAGGAGCCGUGAGCUCCUUUGGGAGAAAGAGUGGGAUAUAAAUUCAACCAAUCAGUGUUGGAGAAGAUAGUCCUUCAUAUGAUCCUAUCCUCAAGCCAUGCAAGGCUUUGGUAGUCAUAACCAGCACUUUUAAUUGUGCCCAGAAAUGAACUUUUAGAUGUUCACAAGCCAAUCAAAUGACUUCCUUUAUUGGAAGUAUUCACUAAACUCUAAAACUGCUGCAGCACAUGAGCCUUGUAUUCAACAUUGAAAUUUGAAGCUGAUCCCACUCGUUUCCAUACUGCAGAUUGUAUUUCUGUUCAUAAGUGUCCUGGAGGGAUGAGCAGUGAGCUAGCCAAGUUUGCUGAUGACACCAAAUUGUUCAGGAUGGUAAGAACAAAAGGGAUUGUGAAACACUCCCAAAUGAACUAUGUAAAGGAGUGGAACAGGCAUUAAAAUGGCAAACGCAAUUCAAUGUAAGCAAUUGUAAAGUGGCACACAUUGUUUGCUUAUGUGGUCUGAACUGGUGGUGCCUUGAUGAAAAUGUCAGCCCAAAAAAGCUUUUCUGGAAGGGAGAAAAUUUGGUACACUCCAAGAGAUCUUGAAUCUUCCAGAAAGUUCUGAUGGCUGGCCUUGGAAAUGAGGAAUCCCAUAUUAUUAUUAAAUUACUAUGUUGUUAAAACUGUGUAUCUUGCAUUAUCUACAACUUUUAAGGUGACUUAACAUUAUUAAAUUUACAGAGACCAGUUGAAGAGCAGCAGGUAUAGGCAAAUGCAACAGGUUUUAUGCCCACAAUUUCAUUUAUUUUUACACUGUACUACAGUGUUCAAAACUACCAUUGUUCUAGGCACAUUUUACAACAGGGAAUUUCAUUAGCGUGAGCAGUUUUUGAGCUCUGGGCGCAGUACUGCGCUUAAGAUUUCAGAUUAAAACUGCAGAGUGGAAGGAAAGGAAGACUUUUUUCUGCUUCCCCACUUCCAGCUACUGUCUGAAGACUGGAAAAGAGACCCUCUUAAUAAUAUUAGGGGGGUGGGCAGAGGAAGGACUAGAAGACCAUGUGAAAAAUGAACAUAAUAUUUUAGCUGCAGUUCAUUCAUUUUCAUCUUUGUAUUCUUGUUAUAAAAAAGCUUGCCUAGACAUUCCGUCGUUGUGCCCAUAACCUAGGUUUAAGGUGCCAUUUCACUCCUAGCUUUCAUAUCUCAGUUUCUAACACUGCUGUACUGUACUAGUACCAACUUUUACAGUAGUGACUUCCAACAAUGGAUUCACUGCCCAAAUUGGUAACUAGCUGUAGCCAUUCUGGCAAAGUGCUACCCUGGAUAAGGAAUUCAGCAAUUUUGUGAUCAUGAGUUCUCUCUUAGCGUUUGCAAUUAGUAUAACAUAAUUUGCAAGCCCAACUGUUUCCUUUUAUAUUAAAAAGGUGCUGGGUUUAUUACCUUUUGGGAGAGACAUUUCUUCCAGUCCUAAAGUAUUAUGCAUAUAAAUAAGUGACUUUUCUCCAUCUUAUAUUGGAAUGCAUAUGAUAUUGAAACCAUGUUGUGAUUUUACUGUGAUUAACUAAAGAAGUCACGUGUAUUCUUACUUUACAGGUCAACAACAAGGACAGGAUGGAGGCGUAAAAGUACAGCAAGCUACAUCAACUCCUGUCACUGUAGCAGUAGGAGGCAUCACAAAUGCAGCUAUUGGUGCUGUUAGUCCCGAUCAGAUAAUUCAGGUGCAGUUGCAUGAAGCCCAGCAAGCUUCUGAUCAAGACGUGCAACCUGGCAAAAGGUUAAGAAGAGUUGCUUGUUCAUGCCCUAACUGCAGAGAAGGAGAAGGAAGGUAAUUCCCAUAAUAGCUGUAAAGUGCCAAGCAUCUCAGGGCCAACGGUGAUCCUUUUGCUCUUGCAUUUCUGUUCCUGCUUUGAACACUGAGUAGACAGUUGUUUUAAACAUUUUUUCCCAUCUCAUUAAAAAUCAUUUCCCAAUGAUCUUUAACCUUUUUACAUGCCCACAACAUAUGAAAAAAGUUCCCUCCAUUUCCAACACAAAUCUGGUUCUGCUUUAUACAUCUUAGCCAGUCUACUCGACUGUUCCUGUUGAAACGGGCCAGGAUAAUUUGUUUCAUUCAAUAAUGUUUGCAGCUGACCUGCCAUGACCGUCUCAAGUCACCUUCCCCCGAAAGCAGGUGUUUGUGACUGGGCUGUUGCAAUCUGAUAGGGUUGGGGUUUUUCAGGAGUAGUUAGAUCAAAUUGUUUUUCUUAAUGUGUUUUACAAAAUUGUACUUUGGUUAACCAUUAGUGUUUUGUGCUUGGUAGAAGCAGUAACGAACCAGGAAAAAAGAAGCAACAUAUCUGCCAUAUUGAAGGUUGUGGAAAGGUUUAUGGGAAAACAUCUCAUCUCCGGGCACACCUUCGCUGGCAUACUGGAGAAAGGCCAUUUGUAUGCAAUUGGAUCUUCUGUGGGAAAAGAUUUACAAGGAGUGAUGAACUGCAGAGACAUAGGCGAACCCAUACAGGUCAGUGAAUAGUUUGUACAAAUGUUUUAAAGUGUAUUUUAUAUUUUAUAAUAUACUCAUUGUGCUACAGGUAUAUGCGUUCUCAUUUUUAAAUGACUAUUAAACUUAAAAGUGUUUCUCCUAAUCAGAACCUUGCAUAGGUAAGAAUGCUUUCUUUUAUCUUUCCUUCAUCUUCCAAAACUUAUCUGUCCUGAAUCUUGCAACAUGAAUCAUCCCACAAGUUAUGAGAGAGGUAGAAAAACUUUUCUCUAUCCACUUUUCUGUGCCGCACGGAAUUAAAUAAACUUCUACCUUGUCACUUCUUACACACCUGUCCUCUAAACUAAAAAGUCUCAAACGCUGCUAAAGUCCCAAACUCUGAAACACUUCACCCCCUUGAUCAUUUUGGCUGCCCUUUUUUGAACCUCAAUGCCACUUACUAGGACGAACAGGAGGGGCAAGGCAGCAGCAAGAUUGAGGCAGCUGGGAGAGGCAGAUUGAUUCUGCAGAUGAAUUCACAUGGCUCCAGCCUCACUGCCGUCUCAUCCUCCCUGGUAAGUGACAGUGACACUGUUGCCUGGAGGCUGUUAACAGUUUUCUCCCACCAGCUUAUGUCCAGUGAGAUUACACCUACAGGAGACUUUCUCCUACAGAACACAGUGAUCAGUUGGUUAGAUAAUGGGUGAGAUAAUAUCUUCCGUUUACUACUCCCUUAGACAGCUGGGACCACUGCCUCCUGCAAGGAUGUGUCGACCAUACCCUGGAUCCAGGAAGCUCAUUUGACGGUACAGUGGUACCUCCAGUUACAAAAGGGAUCCGGAGGCCCAGCUGUAUCCCGAAAAUUCUGUAACUGGAGGAAUGCUUCUGCGCACGCAUGCGGCGCUGCAGAGCACUUCUGCGCACGCACACGGCAAACCCACUUCCGGGUUUGCUGCGUUCGCAACCCAAAAGUUACUUUACCCGAAGGUAAGGUAACCUGAGGGUCCACUGUAAUUGAUAUGGACAAUAUCUACCAUGUUAGGCACUCUGAUGGUCUCUUGAAGUUUUCUUAAGAAGUGCAUAUUUUCACAUUCAUGUCUUUGUAGACCAAUGGAAACAUCAUGUAAAAAAGGGGUUUCUUGAAUCUGUACACAAUACUUGCAUAUAUCAGUACACAUUUUUACUGCGAGAAAAGUCACGUGUAAAGGUUUUUAAUUGAUUUCCACAUGAUGAAAGAAAACCGUCCUAAAUCUUGCAGGAAGCUCAUAAAAGUAGCAAUUGCUGCAGAUAGUACUAGCACUUUAAACUAAAUUCAUGUAGGUACACAUGCAUGUACACCAGUUGUUUCGCUGUGUGGUCCCAUAAAUUCAUGCUUCUGGUCUUCAAAAUAAUACUUUUAAAAAGACAAAAUUAAGACAACAUAACAAGUUGAAAUUACCGUACUGUAGCUAUACUGCUGAUUGUAGCUAGAUAAUUGUCCAAUAAUAGAAAAAUUAAUUACUGAACAACUCUUGUUUUGUUUUCCCCCCAAUAGGUGAGAAGAGAUUUGAAUGCCCAGAGUGUUCUAAAAGAUUUAUGCGAAGUGACCAUCUCUCCAAGCACGUCAAAACACACCAGAACAAGAAAGGUGGGGGGACAGCCCUCGCUAUUGUUACCUCAGGUGAAUUGGACCCUUCAGUUACUGAGGUGCUCGGAUCUCCGAGGAUUGUCACAGUUGCAGCCAUUUCUCAAGAUUCAAACCCAGCAACCCCUACUGUUUCAACAAACAUGGAAGAAUUCUGAAGGAACCUUAUUCAAAUGCCUAGAGUUGCACUUAAAUUUACAUACCUUUCAAGAUACGAAAGUGGGCUGGUAAAAGUGUAUUACAGAACAGGAAAUCAUGUAGUCAGUCUUGAUUUCUGUAAGUAUUCCAAGUUGGAGGACUAGCACAGGAAGUGUACUUUGUAUAACAAGAUAAAAAAAAAAUCAAAAAUAAAUACAGGGCCAAUUGUCAUAGAUAAAUUAUGGAUACAGCAGAUGAAGAAAAGAUUGCUUCCACACUGUACUAAUUUAUGUAGCUAUAUCACGAAAAUGAUUUUAAUUGGAUUUUCCUUCUCUUUUCACAUUCUAUGUAAAUGUUUGUUGUAACAACAAACAGUACAAAUAUACAACAGGAUGUCUGUUGGUUAGGGUUGUUUUCACAUGAAUGUCUCUGGAAUUUUCACAGGAAUUUUCUUUGUUCAAACGGCACAACAAAAACGCAUAAUAAUCUAGUAAAGAUGAAAACUUUUUGUUUCUUUUUGGUUUGUGAAACAUAUAGUAAACCUGGCCAUCUUUGGUCAUUUUUAAAAAAUAAUUCAGAUGGCAGCAUGUUACAUGGUUCUGAGGUGCACCUCAGAUAAUUUUGGCCACUACAUUGUAGUAGUGUGUAUAAUGACAAUCAGUAAACACAAAUUAUUCUCUAGGAGAGAUAAAGAGAUCUAUAGAGCCAGUGUAUACUGUAGCAAAUAUUGAAUCUUAGAAAUAUAUUGACAUAAGAUUUUAAUUAAUUUCUAUGUAAAAGUUAAAUAUAGGAACCUAUGUGAUAAGUCCUAUACUUUUAACACAUCCCAUUUCAAGACAUGGGUGAUCCAUUGCUAAGCCUUGGUUAACUUCAUUUAUAAAAAGUGUAAUUUAAAUAUUUAAAUUUUAUUAGAAUACUUGGAAAUGGUGGGAUAUAGGAUAUUGUAGUAGACCUCAUGCACCAAUGUCAACCUUUUGUCAGUAGCAAAUACUGUGGUUAUCAUACUGAGUUCUUUAGACUUUGACAUAACAGCCAAAGAAAUGGAUGAAUACUUUCAACCAAAAAUAUGAAUCUAAAUUAACCUGUUCUGUUUCUUUCAUUUCAAAAACUACUGUCCGGGAUCCAAAAAGCUACUUUUGGCUUGUCCAAAGGCACACUCAGUAAGGUUAUUUGAACUACAGGCCCUUGUGCCUUAUCAGAAAUUCCUUUUGAAAAUCCCCUUGGUAUCAAAAGCAGCUUGCUAUAUGGCAUUGGGGGCUGCUAUUUGAGAGGCUCAAGCCAUAAGUCCCUUUGGAAGCAUAGAGGUAGUUGCAAGCGUUGUGUUGUUUUGGUUUGGUUUUGUUGUUGUUUCUUUUUCUUUCUUUCUUUUUAUCCCAUCAAAAUCUUACAUUCCCCUUCCCCCCCCCCCAGUAGAUAGGCUAGCAAAUAAAAUUAUUUAAAUAUUUUUGUUGGAUCAAUAAUUUUAAUUCUUCAGAAAGAAAACAUAUUUUAAAAAUAUGACUGCUGUAUAUUGGUAGAGGUAAGCUAUUACUUCCUCAGUAUGCAUUUUGUUAAGCCAUUACAGUUAAAAAAGCACCAGUUUGUUUUUUGUCACAGAUUCAGCUGUAGUCACUGACUACUAGUCGCCCUGGACAAAGAUGCAUAUUCCAGAUGAGGCUCACAAUGCAGGGAUAGGGAUGCACUUCCAGAUAAACAGCUGCAUCCAUAUCGGCUACACAUGCAAAUUAUUGUUUUUGUGUGUAGCUCUGUUUUUCUAGAUUGGGGCAUCUGUGCAAAUUUGAGUAUACAACAGAAAUAUGGCCAAAUAUAUUUUGGAAUUUAAAACAUUUCCCAUAGACAUAAAUAUUAUAUUUUGCAAAUCCACCGUUUGGUAAAGAUCACAUGACUUUCUGGCUUUUAUGUUUUUACACCAAAAUAUUUCGAUGAUGGAACUUGCAAGUACAGUGCAAGAAAUUAAUGUGUAUCCUUUAAAAAUUAUGAUUUAUGUUUUUAACCUUAUAUAAACUAUCAGUUUUGUGGCAUUGCAUGCAUUUUUAAAGACAAAGAGCUACCGUUUUGUACUAUGUACACUUAGGGAUGCCCAGUGUAGUGAAAGAGAAGCUGAAAGUCUUUUAUACUUUCCACUUACAUACAUAGUAAAGAAAACAAUUUUACACAUUUCUACACUGUGGUUAUAAGUGAAAGUUUCUUAAACCUUUUGUAGGCAUUUAACAAGUAUUUCCAUUUUAGUUGGGUUUUUAUAUAUUAUUUUGUAUAUUUUAUUUAAAAUAUUUUCAGCUGAUUUUAUCUGGCUUUAAAACCUCAGACUCAAUUUGAUGAUACAUUUAAUACAGAUGACCAUUAAGUAAUGCUAAUUAUUAUUAUUUUUGCAGAUCAGCUGCAGCAUCAAACACAUAUUUUAUCGUUAGGCUUCACAAUCAGUGCUAUAGAAGUAAAGCAAAUAAAAUGUUCUUAAAGAAUCAUGUUUAACUUAGUAUUUUAUUUUGUAAACAGAAGGUAUGAGUGCUCUGCACAGCUGGUAAAUAUUCUUUUUUGCAUAUUUUAUGUAUGCAGAUAGGAAAUGGAAAUUAUUUUUUAAUCUGCAGCAAAUCCCUAUUACAAGUGUAUCAAAAUCUGGUUGGCAUCACAGAAUCUUAAUAUAGAUUAAUCUGUGUUAGCAGGUGCACUUACUAUUCCUGGAAUUGGAAAGGUUUUAAUAAUCUGUUCUGCAUACCAUUCUGAGUCCACUUUUCAGUCUUAGAAGGAUCGUAAAUUUCAAUGUCCUUUAUUUGACUCAGUGGGAUGUAACUUGUAUGUAAUAGGGCACAGAUGUGCAGUAGUAGCUUAUUUAAUGCCACUUCACUGUUCAUUCCCUUUGCCACCAUUACAAGGUUUUGUUUUAUCGUACUUAUCAGUGCAAAGUGUAACUAUCAUGGUAGAACUCCAGUGUUGGAAUAGGUUUUUUCUUUUCUUUUCAAAAUGCUUUCUUGGGAUAGGGUUGUGUAUGUGUUUCCUGAUUACAUUAGAAAUUGGUGUUAAGUCAUUAUUUAUCACACUGUUUCAUGAGAGAAGUAAUAAAAGUGUGUUAUUUAGAAGAAAAGGUUUAUUUGUUAAACUUAGGUAAGCAUGAUGUUUGGGUCCUAUUUUUCAAUUUUAUAACUGUUUUAUUGCAACAAUAUUUGUAUUUAAGUCUCCCAUUUCUAAUGCCUUGUGAUUUUUUUAUGCAUGUCACUAAAUUGUCAUCCCGCAAAAAUUGAUGUGCAGCAUAGGGUGUUAAAUCUACAUAAAGAUUUUGAAACAGAAAAAAAAAUAGUUGGUGGUAAAAUUGUAAAUGUUUUGCAGAAAACCUUAUAAAAAGUUUUGUAGUAAUAUUUCACUUGUAAAUUUUUUUGUAAGAAAAAGAGGGGGGAAGGGGGUGGGGAAGACAAGAAACACCCAUUCUAGAAUCUGCAAAUUAAUUCUGCCAGCAAAGCCUCGAAGGCAUUAAUUUUUACUAUGCUAAUUUGUAUACAUUUUGUGUGUUUUUGUGGAUUUGAAACUAAAAUUGUGUAGACGUUGUUGCCUGCAAUAAUACUUUGCAAGUAACCUAUUAAAAUUCUCUUGAGUUUGAAUGUAUGUUUAUUUU
Molecule: messenger RNA, 23208 nt
Organism: Podarcis lilfordi (Lilford's wall lizard)
Lineage: Eukaryota; Metazoa; Chordata; Lepidosauria; Squamata; Lacertidae
Source: the annotation of a GenBank genome assembly